Molecule: messenger RNA, 1326 nt
Organism: Closterium sp. NIES-67
Lineage: Eukaryota; Viridiplantae; Streptophyta; Zygnematophyceae; Desmidiales; Closteriaceae
Source: the annotation of a GenBank genome assembly
CACGAGCUCAAGCCCUUCAUGGUCAUCAGCACAUUCACUACACUCCUGCCAAGCUAGUGCCGAACUCCAGUGUGCGACGUCAUGGCUCCGAUCGUCGCUCACGAUUCCGUUCCCGUCGCCGCGAGACGGUGGCUCGUCGUCGGGCUCCUUCUGGCGGCGUCUCUUGGAGCGUCGCCUGCGCUCGUCGCUGCUGACUUGUCAGAGGCUCACGCGACAGACCAUUCGGCAGCGCAGACAACAGAGGCAGCGGCAGCAGCGGAAGCAGCGGCAGCAGGCGCGGCAGCGGAAGCAGCGGCAGCAGGGCCAGCAGUAGUCGCGGAUCCCGAGCCGUACUGCGAGGACCUGUCGAAAGGACCUAUUGUGCGCGAAAUCCCGACCCUGUAUCAAGACAGCUAUGGCAUGGAGGGCGUAUCGGUGAUCACUUUGGGCGGCAAAGUGCAGCACGGGCUGAAGCACGUGGAGGUUUUCAUGAUGACGUUCGCUCCGGGGGCCAAGACCCCCAUACACUCACACCCGCAGGAGGAGGUGGUGGUGUUCACGAGGGGAGUGGGCAAGGUGCUGGUGGUGGAGGACAAGAAGGCAGAGCCAUCGUCACAUGAGGUCAAGAGGAACACCACCGUCACCUUCCACCCCAAGGCGCUGCACCAGAUUGCGAACGAUGGCGAUACGGAGCUGCAGCUCAUCGCGUCCUACUCGAAACCGCCGCACAAGAUGGCGGUGCACGCCACGUGGCAGACCAGCAGGAAGGACGCCGAGAGCGCUGGCAGGGCCACGUGGGACGCGUGCGUGGUGAGAGAGGGGGAGGUGGCAGAGGGGGAGAGAGGGGAGGGUGAAGCGAAGGAGGGAGUGGAGAGGAAGGAGGGGGGUGCUGCAGCUGAAGGGGAUGUGGCAGCAGCAGAUGUUAUUGGGAAGGCAGAGGAGGAGGAGCUGAGACGAGACUUGGAGGGGGGCAGUGGAGCGGGUGUUGACCGUGGCAGAGGUGAGGAGGAUGCAGCAAGUGCGUCACAGGAAGUGAAGGAUGAGCUCUAGGUGAUGCAGAUACAUGCUCCAUUGAGGUGUCUACUUAGUUGCACUACUUCAGGCAGACGAGCUGUGGAUACCUACUGGGACAAGAUGAUGUUAAUCUUGGUUCCAGAUACUGGUAAGGUCAGGCCUCUCAGAACUGGUUCAGCUAGCCGCACAUUGCUCAGCAUUCUUUUUGGAUCAGAGGCGUUCUCCCUAGGCAGAUCCCUUAUUGCCCUAACGUCCAUCUCUAACUUGAUACGGUUAGGCGUUUCGUCUCCUUUCCCACAGCUAGCCAGCUCUGUUUGUGCCACCCAAAGCACG